AGCCCCUCUGUUCCCAGGGAUUUCUACAGGGAAUGCCGGGGAGCGUGGAAGCCGUCCCAACAUGCCAGCCCUCCGUGUAACCCCAAAAGUGCAGUUUGGCGUUUCAUCCCAAACGUGCAAUGUGAGUGAGGCUCCCCGGGCAACUUCUCCCUGCUCUGGAUUACAACCAACUGUUUAGGGAUGGGCAGAGCCGGGCUGGAGCUCCUUCACGUCACUGCCGCGUGUCGCCAGGGCGGGGACUUUGCCACCCAGGACAGCCACCAGAGCUCUCCCCAUCUCUGCCAGGGACCCGCGUGGGACAGCAGCUGUCUAAGUGCCCCGGACGCAGACAAUAACAGAUUGACCAAAUCCGAGACGAUGGCGACAGUCAAGGGCGUCUCAACCUUCAGUGCUGAGCAAGAAGCACAGGCACUAAGGAAGGCCAUGAAGGGAUUUGGCACGGAUGAAGAUGCCAUCAUUGAGACCUUGACCAAACUGAACGUUUCCCAACGUCAGCAAGUUCUGAUCACCUAUAAGAGCACUAUUGGCAGGGAUUUGAUUGAUGACUUGAAGUCUGAGCUCAGUGGGAAUUUUGAAAGGGUGAUUGUUGGUUUGAUGACUCCUACCACCAUGUAUGAUGUGCAUGAACUGCGGAGGGCUCUAAAGGGAGCAGGAACAGAUGAAGGCUGCCUGAUUGAAAUCCUGGCUUCUCGCACCAACGCAGAGAUCCGGCACAUCAAUGAGAACUACAAGCUCCAAUACGGCUCCACCCUUGAGGACGACAUUGUCUCUGACACAUCCUCCCUGUUCCGCAGAGUCCUCGUGUCCCUCGCGACGGGUAACAGAGAUGAGGGAACAUUUGUGGAUGAGGCCCUUGCUCAACAAGAUGCUCAGUGCCUGUAUGAAGCUGGGGAGAAGAAAUGGGGAACAGAUGAGGUGCAGUUCAUGUCCAUCCUCUGCACACGGAACAGGUGCCACCUGCUAAGAGUUUUUGAUGUGUACAGAGGGAUUGCUAAUAAGGACAUCACAGAGAGCAUUAAAUCCGAGAUGUCAGGAGACCUCGAGGAUGCUUUGUUAGCUGUGGUGAAGUGCUUGAGGAAUAAACCUGCAUAUUUUGCUGAAAGAUUGUACAAAUCCAUGAAGGGCCUGGGCACAGAUGACAGCACGCUGAUCCGGGUGAUGGUGUCCCGCUCGGAAAUAGACAUGCUGUACAUCAGGAGGGAGUUCCUGGCCAUGUACGGGAAAUCGCUCCACUCCUUCAUUAAGGGAGACUGCUCAGGGGACUACAGGAAGGUUCUGCUCAGGCUGUGUGGUGGGGAGGAUUAAAGGAGACCUGGGGGACCUGCUGAUAAAAUUAUUGUUUAGGUUGGAAAAGAUCUUUAGGAUCAUCGAGCCCAAUCAUGAUAAAGAUUUCUUUAUUUUUUCCCAAAUGCCUUAUUAAUUACUCUGAUUAUUGACUUAGGUUAGUUCAUGCACUGGUUAGAUAGUGGCCAUUCUGGUUGACCCUUUUGAUACACUUUGAUGCUUGGAAGACCCAUUUGCCUACUAACUGGGCUGGUGAAGCCCAUCUUACACAGAAUGCUAUAACCAAAGGUAUAAAAGUUGUUUUCUGACCAGCUGCCCCUUUGCUGUUGUGUUCACCAGCAAAAUGCAUCGACUAAAGCAAACCUGGAUGCAAAGUGUGAGAGGCUGCAUAGGGAAAAGCCAACCUCAUUGGUACAUGGAGACUGUAGAACACGGGUUUGCCUCAGUUUCUGGGUAGAAUUAAAACACAAAGAACCCAAAUACCUAAAAUGCGAGCACGUUUACAUAUUAACUUGCCUCUGUUGGUGUGGAGCAUUAACAGCCUGGCUGUACUGUAUGUAUAUGUUGCCUGUACAUCUGCAAGUGGGGAAGUUGUCAUUGGUGACAUCAGAAAAACCUUUUUCUACCCUGGUUAGAGUAGCCCUGUGCUUUUGGUCUGUCUGCUUGGUCAUGGGGGUAUAAAUAAUUAGGGUUAUAAUACAAACCCUGCUCUGGAUAAAGUGAUGUCAUUGGAAUGGUGCCUUUUAAGGAAUGAGCUGUCCCCAAAACCCCACCUCAUCAGCCUGGUGCUGGGGUAGCUCCCCAGAGUUUCCCGGGACACCUCCCCAGAUCUCCCUGUGGCAGGUCCCCAAGUCUCCCUGAGGUAACUCCCCAGACCUCCCUGGGACACCUGCCCAGGUGUCCCCACGCUGGCUGACAGCUGCCCCAUGUCACAGGGCCGAUGAGGGAUCCUGUGUUUGUGCCUAGGCCUCUCCUGAACGUCCACACCAACCUCUGGGAGAGACUUUCCCCCUACACACCUGCCUGAUCACUGUUUUCACUACAAAAAUGGGAUUCUCUUUUGGCUUGGCAAUUUAUUUUUUACUGCUGGUGUGUAAUCCUGUUGUGAAGGAUCAGACUGAGGCUGCAUCGUCAAAGCUGAAACACUGAGGUGGCUACACCCCAAUUCCGUCAUCAUUUUCCUCUAGAACAGGCUGCUGCUGGCUGGAAUAGGAGAUGCCUCUGUGACCUCCAAUAAAAAAUUUCCUUUCUCGUUCUCUGGGCUGCCAUUGUAGACACAUUCCUGACUUUUGCCGGGAGAGGAGGCAGAGCUUCAGCCAGUUUUUCUGAGGGCUCUGUCCAGGACAAGGAAAUGCCCAGCACAGCACAGCAGCUGGGGACGUGCGUGGGCUGGGGGUGGGUUUCAGUGCCGUGGGUCGUGUUGGGUUUCAAUGCCUUGGGUCAGGUUGCUGAGUAUGGAAAAAUGAAUAAAGAAUUUGUUUCUGUA
Corvus hawaiiensis (hawaiian crow) is the source of this 2770-nucleotide messenger RNA. RefSeq names its product annexin A4 (gene ANXA4). The transcript has 13 exons. Gene Ontology annotation, molecular function: calcium-dependent phospholipid binding; calcium ion binding. Gene Ontology annotation, cellular component: cytoplasm. Bases 181 to 1305 code for a protein of 374 amino acids. The record is from RefSeq and is a predicted model, not a curated record. NCBI's taxonomy places the organism in Eukaryota, Metazoa, Chordata, Aves, Passeriformes, Corvidae.